AGGCUCAAGUCGGCCCGUCCCCUUCUGCUACCGAUCCCGCCCAUCUCGUCGCCCUCUCCGAAGGACUUGGGGACCCCCCUCCACGAUGCGCGCGCUCCUGCUGGCGUCCGCCUGCUGCGGGGCCGCCUCCCUGACCGCCAGGAAGCCCCGGGUGCGCACGAGGACGAAGACGCUGCUGGCGACCAUGGUCUACCCGGACGACGAGGUCCCGGUCGACCUCAUGAUGGAGCACCACCUCCGCAUGGUCAGCAGCAACAUGAGCAUCCUCCAGGGGGCCAUCAUCGACAACCGCCCUCCGUGGGGCGAGACGCGCAGCAACCAGGAGCCGCUGCUGGGGCGCUACAGGCGCUCGCAGGACACCACAGGCGUCGUCAAAGUGAAGAAGGUUGACUACUCCAAUCUGUCCACCCUCGUAAACCGAUUUUUCAGCUCCGACGAGAUCAAUCUGUACACGCGUCUGGUGGACCCCAAGACCGGCAUUGUGAAGCUCGCGAAGGACGUGCCGUCCAACGUCUCCAAGCUCGACGAGAAGGCCAACGCCGCGCGCCUGCUGGGCAUGCUGAACUUCCUGGAGCUCUGCGCGGACGCCGAGAACGACGUGGACCUGUGCAUCUACAUGGACUCCACCACGUUUGUGCACAGGUCGAACGAGACCGGGAUCGUCGAGCAGGCGGUCAAGGUGUUCCAGCAGAACCCUCAGGCCGUGGUGCUGAACCCGCCGGACAUGUGCACCUACCGGAAGGCCACGGAAAACAACGUCUGCAAGGC
Prorocentrum cordatum is the source of this 768-nucleotide messenger RNA. The record is from the annotation of a GenBank genome assembly. Lineage: Eukaryota; Dinophyceae; Prorocentrales; Prorocentraceae.